UGGAGGGAGCAGGACAGGGCCGCGAGUCCAAGCAGGAAUGAACACAAGGGAGAAGACCAGAAGGAGACCGAGAUGUGGGUCCAGUUCUGGGAUCACAGCCUCCAUAUGCGUCCUGCAUGGGACAUACCAAGCACACGCAUGCACUGGGAGCACCCUACACAGCCCUCUGUGGGCCUGAGGGGAGCCGGCACCGGUGCAGCAGCCUGGAGGUCUGACCUUGUGGGAUCGGCAGCACCAGAUACGCCCAGCUCCUCGGCAAGGCCGGCAGGCCAUCAGCAGGACUGGGGAAGAGGGGUCAGGACGGUAUAGGGGAGACACGGGGGCAGGUGUAGAAGGAGAUGAGAACCAGUUACACAGGACAAUGGACUGCACAGUGAAGAACUAAUGGAGCCACAAAGAUACACCGAUCUCGGAUUUGGGGUCACUGAAUUAGAGGGUGGGAAGCCAGUCACCCCGACUCCUAUUCCUCUUGGGAAGGUGCCCAUCUUGGUGGCGUCAAGACCAUCGUAAAGACGUCUGCUGGCGGGGGUGGCCCGGGAUUUGUUGUGCGGGGGGAGGGGCAUGGGCCGGGCACUCCUCCGGUUCGGGGCAGGCAGAGUGCCAGGCACCUGCUCCAGGUGAAGCGGCACCUGCCAGAAACCGAACGCCGAGGACUCGGAUGGCUAGGGCGUGGGGACCAGAGGCACCGGGACCGGACGCUGGCAGUGGGGGCCUCCCGCUGCUCCUGCUGACUCUCGGGGAGGCCCGGAGGAGGGGGUGCGGCGGUAGAAUCGCGAACGGCACCCCUUCCUCCGAGCAGGUUGCGCCUCCACCUGCUACCAGGGCCUGCGCGGGCUCCCGAUGGGGACCUCAUCCCAGGCUCUACCGGUGCCCCGGGGUCCUCCGCGCCGUCCGGCCACCCCGCGGGUGCGGACAAGUCGCCUACCUGCACAGCGUCGCCGGCCAUGUCCUCCGGCCACCCUCCAGGGGUCCCAGCGCCGAGGGAGGGCUUGUGAGCGCGCGAGCGGGCGGGCGCGGCGGGAGGCGCGGCGCCCAGACCCUCCCUGGCGCGCUGCGCGCUCCGGCCUUGCUCGCGUUCCGCCCGGCCUGGCCAGGCCUCCGCCGAGCUGCGCCCUCGGGCCCCGGCGGCUGCAGGACGGAUCACGUGAGCGCUGAGGUCCGCGCCUGGGGAGGAGGCGGGGCGGGGGCGGGGCGGGGCUCCCGGCGGCCCCCGGGGCUUGCAGCGUGGAGUGGGGUCCCUAUGCUCCGCGGAGCUUGUGCUCCUCGCAGCGUGCAGGAACUCUGAGCAAGCCUAAGCCUCCACGAGCUGCACGAGGCCUUGUCCCCAACCCCCGCCCUGGACCCCAAAGAAAGCAAAAGUCACUAUCAGUCUCCCUACCGCCCAGACGCACAGACCUACUUCCCAUUUACCCAAAGGCAAGCGCUGGGAGAACUUGACUUCAAAUCCCAGUGCCCCAGGACUUGGGAGACCACCGCACCCCUCAGGGCAAGCAUAUCCGUAAAACUUAAUGAGGAAGAGCAAGCCAAAAGUAGAGAACUCAGUGCACAAUAAGCACCAGCAGCUGUCACUUUUAUCUCGUUUUGAAGACUUUUGAUUUAUGUGUAUUAGAAAUAAGUUCAGGGUGGCAGAGAGAGAGCCCACCAUUCUAACGGAAAUGUCUGAAUGAGGCAAUCUUUACUGGACAGUGUGCUGGGGAAAAAAAAAACAAACACAAGGAGACAGGAAGUGUAUUUGGCUUUUAUUCUUAACUCAGGUGACCUCACAAUCUUAUUCAAUUGGCUAGUCUGAAAAAAAUUGAUGCAGAGGAAAUGGAGGAGGAAGGGGAAAGGGAUCACUGCUUCAAGCCAUCAAAUUCCUAGAACUGGAUGGGAAGGAUUUAUACAUCUCUGUAAGUCUUAUAAGGUA
This is a messenger RNA of Meriones unguiculatus (Mongolian gerbil), 1906 nucleotides long. RefSeq lists its product as uncharacterized. The transcript has 2 exons. The record is from RefSeq and is a predicted model, not a curated record. NCBI's taxonomy places the organism in Eukaryota, Metazoa, Chordata, Mammalia, Rodentia, Muridae. Bases 659 to 1285 code for a protein of 208 amino acids.